Messenger RNA from Ceratosolen solmsi marchali, 1291 nucleotides. RefSeq names its product eukaryotic translation initiation factor 2 subunit alpha (gene eIF2alpha). The transcript has 5 exons. Gene Ontology annotation, cellular component: eukaryotic translation initiation factor 2 complex; eukaryotic 48S preinitiation complex. The coding region runs from base 169 to 1167 and encodes 332 amino acids. Lineage: Eukaryota; Metazoa; Arthropoda; Insecta; Hymenoptera; Agaonidae. Gene Ontology annotation, molecular function: translation initiation factor activity; ribosome binding; RNA binding. Gene Ontology annotation, biological process: translational initiation. The record is from RefSeq and is a predicted model, not a curated record.
GAACCUAAUGAACCUUAUGAUACUUCGACGAUCAUCUCUUUUGCGUCAGCUGUGCGGAAUCAGUUAAGAUUGCACAUGGGUUAUUAAUGAAUAUUCUUAAGUCUGUACGCUAUUAAAUAUAUUUAAAUAAGUGCGAGUGUGCUCUGAAUUGAGUUUUAUUAGACGAAAAUGGUGUUAUCUUGUCGAUUUUAUAAAGAAAAGUAUCCAGAGGUUGAAGAUGUUGUUAUGGUCAAUGUUCGUAGUAUAGCAGAAAUGGGUGCCUACGUGCACCUACUUGAAUAUAAUAACAUAGAGGGUAUGAUUUUACUCUCUGAAUUAUCAAGAAGGCGUAUUCGUUCUAUUAAUAAAUUAAUUAGGGUAGGAAAAACAGAGCCAGUUGUUGUUAUUCGAGUCGACAAAGAAAAAGGUUAUAUUGAUUUAAGUAAACGGAGAGUGUCCGCUGAAGACGUUGAAAAAUGUACAGAGCGUUAUGCGAAAGCCAAAGCUGUGAAUUCUAUUUUGAGACACGUGGCAGAAUUAUUACAUUAUGAAAACGAUGAUCAAUUGGAAGAACUUUAUCAGAAAACUGCAUGGUAUUUUGAAGAGAAAUAUAAAAAACAGAAAGCAUCGGCAUAUGAUUUCUUUAAACAAUCAGUAUUGGAUCCGUCAAUUUUAUCCGAAUGCGGUCUUGAUGAACGCACGAAAGAGGUUUUAUUAAAUAAUAUACAACGGAAGUUGACCUCCCAUGCUGUUAAAAUAAGAGCAGAUGUCGAAGUUGCCUGUUACGGUUAUGAAGGCAUCGAUGCUGUAAAAGAUGCAUUGAAAGCCGGCUUAGCUUUAUCUACGGAAGAACUUAUUAUUAAGAUCAAUUUAAUAGCACCUCCGCUUUAUGUUAUUACAACAUCAUCGCCAGAAAAAGCUGAUGGCUUAAAGGCGCUGAAUGACGCUAUUGAAGUGAUUAGGAAAAAAAUCGUAUCAAUGGGUGGUGUAUUCAAUAUACAAAUGGCUCCAAAAGUGGUAACUGCAACGGAUGAUGCCGAAUUAGCUAAGCAAAUGGAAAGAGCUGAACUCGAAAAUGCAGAAGUUGCCGGUGAUGAUGAUGAGGAAGAGAAUGAAGGUAUGGGUAACUUCAGUAGUGGAGAAGAAAAUGAUGAUGAAAAAGGAAAUGAUUCUACAAAGCAAGAAUGAAAUGUGUUAAUAUAUAUUCAGUUACAUUUUUAAACAACGGUCAUAAUAUCAGACUACUAAUUUCAAACAUUACAUUUUACAAUGUAUUACAUUUUACAAAUAAAUAAAAAUGAAAAAAACAAUA